UGAAUGGCGGGUCGCCAUGGUGAGGACUGGCCACGGAUUGGGGUGGUUCAGCGUCUUGUCUGCAGCGCCUCGGUUCAACCGCUUCUCUGUGCAGACCUGAGCCCCAGUGUGAGCGGGUCCCGCUGGUUUGGUGCAGCGUUGGAUCACAUGAAGGCCUCCCGUGACUCAGACGUGGACGAAGCUUUGGAGAGGUACCAGCGAGGUUUAAGAGAGAGAGCUAGCAGAAGCAUCAAGCAACUGAAGUCUACACUGAAAGGGCCGUAUCAUCAAGAAUCCUCAGAGCUGGCUGGAGACUUGCUGUCUGCAGUGGAGGAACUUGAAGAUUCCCAGACAAAUACAUUAAGUUUUCCAGGGAAGGGAAGGAGUCAUUCUGAAAUGGCAUGGCAAGAGCUACAGCAUAGCCAUGCAGUUAAUCAGCUUAGAGCCUUGCUGCGACAGCAGGAAAUGGAAGAAAUGGAAAGUUCACCACAUAAGAGAAGGAUAUCUCCUACGAGAUGCCCAAGAGACACAGAUGGGUCACUAGUUGUUGAAGAUCUUGUUCCUAUUCUUCACGAUCAAUCCGAAUAUAUUCAGCAUUUGGAAGCAGAGGUCAAGCUUUUUAAGGAGGAUUUCACGAGCAUAAAACAGCGUGUUCAGGUGGUUGUGGUUGAAAAUGAAAAGCUUCGUGAAGAACUGAAAUCAAGGACUGUUCGGCAUACUCUGAAAAACCUGAGCUCUGCUUCAGCAGACUCACCAGUUCCUUGCCUGGAAGUGCAACAAUCCUUAAACACAAUGGCAGUUCGCCAGUCAACAUCACCAACCAAAAGCCAGAAUCAAGCCAUUUCUCCAUUGUGUCCAGAGAAGGAGAUUACAGCAGAUGAAACGAAAAAGUGGGCGAUGGAACUGGAAAAUCUAAGGAAACUUCACCAAGCAAGCGCUGAGACAGUGGAGGCUCAGCUUUCAUCAUCAAGAAAGGAUCUGUCAGAAGCUCAAAAAGAAUGUGAAGAUCUUAAAGGAAGGUUAAGGCACCAAGAAUUUCUGCUCGCAAUGCCUAGUUCAGUGCGUGUUGGAGGUUUAUGUUUGAAAUGUGCACAGCUUGAGGCAGUUUUGGCCCAGACUCAUACUGAUGUUCACAUGAAGACUGUUGAAAGAUUAACAAAAGAAAGAGAUGAGCUAAUGGAUAUGCUGACAUCUUUGAGAAGCAAUCUUAGUGACAUGCAGGAGAGAGAAACCAUUGUGUGUCACCAGAUAAAAAGAGCAGUGGAGACGGCAGAAGAAGCCAACUUGGAGAAAGCACAGGCCCUGGUCCAGUGUGAGCAUCUGAAGAAUGAGAUGUCACGUCAGAAAGAAAGGUUGGAACAAGAACUAAGCUUUCAGCAAGAAAAAAUUGCAAAUGCAAAGAAAACUGUGCAGGAAGAAAUGGGGAAAGAAAAAGAAUAUUUAGCAGCAAGGGUGACCUGUUUGUCAGAGAGAGUAGCCUGUCUGGAAGAUCAGGUACAGAGACUCAUGAAAGAGAAGAAUUCAAUAGCUAACCAGCUGGAAGAAGCUCAGAAACAACUAACAUUUAAUGACCUGAAUAUUAAUAAGGAAUGUGGAGAAUUGCGCUAUCAGCUGAACCAGGUCAAAAUGAAGAAAGAUGAGACUGAGAAGGAGUUCAGAGAAUACAGAUCAAAAACAUUACGAGAAAUUGAACUCCAAGAACAGGAGACGCAGAAGCUUGGGCUGGAAUUAAGUGAAACUAAGCGCCGUUUGGAGCAUGCCCAGCAAAACACAGCACAGGCAAAAAGUGAAUGUCUAAAGAUGACAGAACUACUGAGCAAGUCAGAGCACCAACUCCAUCUCACCAGGCUGGAAAAGGACAGCUUUUUCCGCAGCCACAGUGAUGAUAUCAAGGCCCUGGCCUUUCAAGCUCAACAUCGAGAGCGGGAGCUAACAGAAAAGAUGCAGCAAAUGGAGGCCCAGCAUGACAAAACCGUUACAGACCUGGACACGCUCCUUAGUUCCCAGAAUACACUCAUAAACAAGCUGAAAGCAGAGUGUCGAACUUUAAACUGGAAACUUGAACAAGUUGCAGGAAAAAACAGAUCGGAUGUUGGUCAUCUUUUCCAGGAGAAAGAAUACCAACAGGAACGGCUAGAGAAAUUGCAGAAGAGAAAUGAUGAAAUGGAGGAACAAUGUAUCCAGCAUGGUGAAAUGCACGAGAAAAUGAAACAAAGACUGCGACAGUUGGACCAGCACUGUCAGGCCAGUGCACAGCAAGUGGUGGAGCUGCUGCAUAAGCAGAACGAGCUGCUGAGGGAACGCCAGGCGCUCACAGAAAAGGUGCAGGUGGUGAAGUUAUCGGAGAGCACGGAAGCCAAACUGCAUGGUGUACAAUGAAGAUGGACUGAACCUCAAACGAAUUUCAAUCUCCACUUUGACAUUUUUCACUAAAUAUUUUUCAUUGUCAACAAUAUUUUUUGCUACUCAGUCACAUGGGAUGCAAAUGGUCGAGUCCGCUGGAUGAACUGGGUGAUUUGGAUUUGGGGUAAACUUCUGAUUCCUGGAGCCUUUUUAGAAUAGAUGAUUCGUGGCUCAGGGAAGCAAGAAGCCUGGACGUGAUAAAAGCAUGAACGAACCUCUCACUAGUUCCACAAAUGCGUAUUAAUUAAAAUGUUACUCUGCGUUGAACAAUAUUAGUUGUAUAGCACAAUAAAACUGAAUAAACAUCUAGAAGCUCAGGAAGUUCAGAAAACUGAUAUUUUAGUUGCAUUCAAAUAAACAGUUUUGCACUAUAAAACUUCCUUAGUCUCUUAAUUUCAAGAAACAGAUGAUCCACUUAUAGGGAGAAGAUAUUGAUGCAUCUAAAAUAUAAUUAGCAGUAAUCUUUAUAACAAUUGUCUCCAAGAUGGCACCUGCUAUGUGUCUUUGUUCUAUAGCUUUUAUAUCUUGUACGAUAUACAAAUUCAGAUGCAUAAACUACUUUCACCUCAAUUUUUAAAAUUAUUUGUUUCUCUAUUUUGUAUCACAUUGUAAAGUAUUUUAUAUUUAUCACAUUGUAUUAAUUGAAUAUCUUUAUUGUGACAAACUUGAAAUGUAUAGAGAAAAGCUUGAGCUGUUUUUGCUAAAUACGAUAAUUAAAAUUUAUUUUUCUACA
Messenger RNA from Callorhinchus milii (elephant shark), 3115 nucleotides. It is a transcript of the gene sdccag8, whose product is annotated as SHH signaling and ciliogenesis regulator sdccag8. Gene Ontology annotation, cellular component: centrosome; centriole. Bases 4 to 2358 code for a protein of 784 amino acids. Gene Ontology annotation, biological process: tube formation; centrosome cycle; establishment of cell polarity. The transcript is spliced from 18 exons. NCBI's taxonomy places the organism in Eukaryota, Metazoa, Chordata, Chondrichthyes, Chimaeriformes, Callorhinchidae. The record is from RefSeq and is a predicted model, not a curated record.